Aegilops tauschii subsp. strangulata is the source of this 2198-nucleotide messenger RNA. RefSeq names its product protein NRT1/ PTR FAMILY 2.11. Gene Ontology annotation, biological process: transmembrane transport. Gene Ontology annotation, molecular function: transmembrane transporter activity. Gene Ontology annotation, cellular component: membrane. NCBI's taxonomy places the organism in Eukaryota, Viridiplantae, Streptophyta, Magnoliopsida, Poales, Poaceae. The record is from RefSeq and is a predicted model, not a curated record.
CAUCUGUAUGUAAUAUACGCUGGCUUAUUUAUACGGCCGGCCUCUCCACCUCUGCUCCCUGCACUACUGCGGCCGCUUGGUGUGUGCCAGCUGCUUGGUGCUUGCCUAGUGAUCGAUGGAUGCAAACAAACCUCAGCGGCCGCAGCAGGAGGAGGACCAGAAGCCCAUGAGCGAGGACAAGACGACGACGAAGUCCCGGGACGGCGGUGGCGAGGCCGAGCCGUCAUCGGAGUCCGGGGAGGGCGACGCCGCCGACCACAACCACCGGGGAUGGAAGGCCAUGCCGUACGUCAUAGGGAAUGAGACAUUCGAGAAGCUUGGUACGAUUGGGACGUUGUCGAACUUGUUGGUGUACCUUACGACGGUAUACCACAUGCCCAGCGUCAAAGCCGCCACCCUCCUCAAUGUCUUCUCCGGCACCAGCAACCUCGCCACUGUCUUUGGUGCCUACAUCAGCGACACCUACCUCGGCCGCUACACCACCAUCACUGUAGGCACCGUCUCCUCCUUCAUCGGCAUGCUCAUCCUCACCCUCACAGCUGCCCUCCACUCCCUCCACCCUCGGACGUGCAGCUCAUCCAAAGGGAAACAAUGUCAAGGCCCAACUGACUCCCAGCUUGCCGCGCUCUUGGUGUCCUUCUUCUUCCUUGUCGUCGGCGCGGGCGGCAUUCGGCCCUGCAACUUGGCCUUCGGGGCCGAUCAGUUCGACCCGCGGACCGCCGACGGCCGUCGUGGCAUUGCUAGCUUCUUCAACUGGUACUACUUCACCUUCACCAUCGCCAUUAUGAUCUCCGCCACCGUCAUCAUCUACCUCCAGAGCAACGUCAAUUGGGCGCUGGGCCUCGCCGUGCCCGCCGCGCUAAUGGGCCUCUCAUGCGCCGUAUUUAUCAUGGGAACGCGCCUCUACGUUCGUGUUCGGCCCGAGGGCAGCCCAUUCACUAGCUUCGCCCAGGUUCUCGUUGCUGCCACCCGCAAGCGCCAGCUCCUGCAAGCUCGUGGCGCCGAGGCCGAGUUGUUCGACCCGCCACACAGGAGCAAGCUCGUCUCCAAGUUGGCGUACACCGACCAGUUCACAUGCCUGGACAAGGCGGCCAUGCGAACCCCCGAGGACUUGCUAUGCGCUGACGGGAAGAUGCCGGUGCACCCGUGGCGGUUGUGCACGGUGCAACAAGUGGAGGAGGUGAAGUGCCUGGCGCGCAUCAUCCCGGUGUGGUCGGCAGGGAUCGUCUACUCCGUGGUGCUCACCCAGUUGGGCACCUACGUCGUGCUCCAGGCGGCGCAGACCGACCGUCGGAUCAGUAACUCCAGCAGCUUCGAGAUCCCACAGGGCUCAUUCAUUAUCUUCCAGAUGCUAGCCCUCACACUCUGGAUCCCCAUGUACGACAGGUUCGUGGUGCCGGCACUCCGGCGCUUCACCGGGCGCGAGGGUGGCAUCACCCUGCUCCAGCGAAUCGGCGUCGGGCUGGCGCUCUCAGUGGUCACGAUGCUAGUGUCAGCGGCGGUGGAGCGCCGACGACGGAGGAUCGGCUCAUUGAUGCCGUGGUUUUGGCUGGUGCCACAACAGUUGCUGGCGGGGCUAUCGGAGGCGUUCGGUGCCAUCGGACAGAUCGAGUUCUACUACCGGCAGUUCCCGGAGAACAUGCGGAGCGUGGCGGGGGCGGUCAGCUUCCUGGGGAUCGCGGUGGCUAGCUACGCGAGUGGUCUGAUGGUGACGGUGGUGCACAGGGCAACGCGACGGCGGGACGGGCGGCCGGACUGGCUGGCUCAAGACUUAAACGAGGGCAGGGUGGACCUGUUCUACCUUGUCACGGCUGCCAUCGCCGCCGUAAACCUCGUCUACUUUGUGGCAUGCGCGAGGUGGUACAAAUUCAAGAAGUCCAGUGAUGACGCCCACGCCAGCGAUGACCUCGAGCUCGAUGAAAGCCCCAAGAAGGCUGCGAAUAAUAUGACGCCGGUUUAGAUUAGUGCAUGAUGAUUAGUAGUAUUACGUAACUGGGAUGCAAUCAUAGAUCGUUAGGUUAAUGGUAAGGUAUAUAUAUAUAUAUGUGUGUGUGUAUGAUCGAUCUUUCAUCCUAGUGGUGAUUAGUAGUACUACUAGGAGGGUUGGGCGUGCUUUGCUGCGCCGUUGGUGUCGUUGGGUUUUUAUUUCUUUUUUACUUUCUUUGUUUCAAAAUAUAAGAUGCAUUGGUUUUUAGAAA